Limulus polyphemus (Atlantic horseshoe crab) is the source of this 1062-nucleotide messenger RNA. RefSeq names its product histone H2A.V. Gene Ontology annotation, molecular function: DNA binding; structural constituent of chromatin; protein heterodimerization activity. The transcript is spliced from 5 exons. The record is from RefSeq and is a predicted model, not a curated record. Gene Ontology annotation, cellular component: nucleosome. Lineage: Eukaryota; Metazoa; Arthropoda; Merostomata; Xiphosura; Limulidae. The coding region runs from base 330 to 716 and encodes 128 amino acids.
GACGUGUAAGUAUAUUUAGAACAGUCACGGAAAUCGAAUAUAAUUGCGUUAUUUGUUUUUAAUAUGUAGAAAUUAUUCUUAAAAGAAACAUUUAAAAAUUAUAGUGUAUCAAUUUAGGAUAACAUUCUAUUUUAUUGUGUUAAUUCAGAUCCAAAAAAUAGUUUAGUGACGUCACACUUAAUUACCUAUUCACAAAACAGUAAAAUAAACUAAGCCAUUUAUUUAAGCGAAAUAGGUUAGGCUUAAUGAGUUUAUUCUGUCUAAUAUUUGUAAUUUUAGAGUAGAGCGAUUUAUGAGGAUUGUCUUUAUUUUUACUCAAAUAAAAGAUAAUGGCUGGUGGCAAAGCUGGAAAAGAUUCAGGAAAAGCCAAAGCUAAAGCUGUAUCUCGUUCAGCAAGAGCAGGAUUACAGUUUCCAGUUGGUAGAAUUCAUCGUCAUCUUAAAAGUAGAACAACCAGUCAUGGACGUGUGGGAGCCACUGCUGCAGUUUACAGUGCUGCCAUUCUUGAAUAUUUGACAGCAGAAGUAUUAGAAUUAGCUGGAAAUGCUAGUAAAGAUCUCAAGGUAAAAAGAAUAACCCCAAGACAUUUACAGUUGGCUAUUCGAGGAGAUGAAGAAUUAGAUUCCUUAAUCAAAGCAACCAUUGCUGGUGGUGGUGUUAUUCCACACAUUCACAAGUCUCUUAUUGGCAAGAAAGGAUCCCAGAAGACAACAUAAAGAUUUGGCUUUCUUGAACAUACAUAUAGUCUUUUCUGUACCUGCAUAAAUCAGUUCUUCAUAAUUUUCUACUCAAAAUGUAAAAUUAGUUUUAUUACUCACAGUAUUAUUCAAAUGUUUCUUUUUUUUUGUGUGCUCAUUAUGAUUUGUAUGUACACAGGCCUACGUUUGUCUGCAGAACUUUUGUUGAUGUAAAAACAAAAAAUUAUAUUUGUAUUUCAUGUACAAGUUUUCUAACUAAUGUGACUCAGAAGGGUUAUACCUAUUGUUUUUGAAUUUGUAUUCACUACACAAAUUUGUAUCAUAAUCACCAUUUGUUUUAUUAAAUAAAUGUUUUGGAUAUUUA